AUGGGUUGUUGUGAACGCCCGGUUUGUGCGGCCCCCUGUUCACCAUGCUCUCCAUGCUCACCAUGCAGUCCUUGCGGACCAUGCGGGCCUUGUGGACCAUGCGGACCUUGUGGUCCAUGCGGAGGAUGCGGACCAUGUAACCCUUGCGGCCCAUGUGGACCAUGCGGACCAUGUGGACCUUGCGGACCAUGUGGACCUUGCGGACCAUGUGGACCUUGCGGACCAUGUGGACCAUGUGGACCUUGCGGACCAUGUGGACCAUGCGGACCAUGUGGACCUUGCGGUCCAUGUGGACCUUGCGGACCAUGCGGUCCAUGUGGACCUUGUGCACCCUGUGGACCAUAUUCAGUAUGCAGCAAUGAUUAUUACAGACGAGAGUAUUGUACAAACAACUGUCUGGUAACUCGCUACAAUUGCCAUAAAACAUUACCACCAAAUCAUUUUUGCGGAUGUAGAGAUUACUGCUGCCGCGUAUGUUACUGA
Messenger RNA from Teleopsis dalmanni, 483 nucleotides. RefSeq names its product keratin-associated protein 5-3-like. The record is from RefSeq and is a predicted model, not a curated record. Bases 1 to 483 code for a protein of 160 amino acids. Lineage: Eukaryota; Metazoa; Arthropoda; Insecta; Diptera; Diopsidae. The transcript has a single exon.